UAUCCUGGCCAAGUGGGCUAUGUGAUUGCGGGAAUUAAACAUGCCUCACAUGCCCUUAUUGGUGAUGCGUUCACCUGCCAUUCCGAUUCAGAGACCAACGUACGCCUGGAGGACAAGAUUAUCGGCAAUGAAACUCGGUCCCGAGAUGCUAGUUUGCCCGUCAGGCUUGAUCCCAUUAAGUCCCUUGUAUGCAAAGCCUCUGUCAUCUAACCUCUGGUCUUCUUUCAGUUUCAUAUUUUUUUCUCAUGCUAUUCAUUAA
Molecule: messenger RNA, 259 nt
Organism: Protopolystoma xenopodis
Lineage: Eukaryota; Metazoa; Platyhelminthes; Monogenea; Polystomatidea; Polystomatidae
Source: the annotation of a GenBank genome assembly